CUUCUUUCUAUUAUUCACAAAGCUCAAUUAUAGUAAAUAAUAGUAAUGUCUUUCCGCCCCAAUUCUUCCCACAGCCGUCCCAAUUCUCCUCAUGGUAGACCAGGCUCGCCUCGUCCAUUUUCACCUGGACAGCAUACCAAAGUUGAAGAAGAACUUCAUUUGGCUGGUAUUGACUAUGACAAGGUCACUAUCAAACACAAUCCAUCCGUACCAGUCUUGUAUGAAGAAGCCUUGACUCACGAACUUGGUACUGUCAUCUCGUCUGCAGGUGCUCUCUGCUCUUAUUCAGGUAAAAAGACCGGCCGUAGUCCUCAUGACAAGCGUAUUGUCGAAGAAUCCGGAUCAAGCAAAGACAUUUGGUGGGGUCCUGUCAAUACAAAGAUGAGUGAACAGGUGUUCUUGAUCAAUCGUGAACGCGCCGUCGAUUAUCUCAAUACCCAUCCUCGGCUGUACGUAUUUGAUGGCUAUGCUGGCUGGGACCCAAAGUACCGUAAGAAGGUGCGCGUGAUUGCGUCGCGCGCUUAUCACAUCCUGUUCAUGCACAACAUGCUCAUUCGUCCUACCGAAGAAGAGCUUGAGAACUUUGGAACUCCAGCCUUUACGAUCUUUAACGCCGGAGAGUUUCCAGCCAACAGAUACACUACCGGAAUGACUUCAACCACAUCAGUCUCAAUCAACUUUAAGCGUGCAGAGAUGGUUAUUCUUGGUACAGAGUAUGCAGGAGAGAUGAAAAAAGGCAUCUUUACGGUCAUGCAUUACUUGAUGCCCAAGGCCGGCGUACUCUCUCUCCACUCAUCUGCAAACGAAGGUCCAGAUGGCGAUGUGUCGGUAUUCUUUGGAUUGUCGGGCACAGGAAAAACCACCCUCAGUGCUGAUCCCAAACGCCACUUGAUCGGAGAUGACGAGCACUGCUGGAGUGACACUGGUAUCUUCAACAUUGAGGGUGGCUGCUACGCCAAGUGUAUCGAUCUCUCUGGUGAAAAGGAGCCCGAGAUCUUUAAUGCCAUUCGAUUUGGAUCAGUGCUGGAAAACGUGGUCUUGAAUGAAGAAUCGCGAGUGGUGGAUUAUGCAGAUGAUUAUCUGACUGAAAACACUCGCUGUGCCUACCCAAUCAACUUUAUUCCAAACGCAAAGAUACCUUGCAUGGGUGGCCACCCAAAGAACUUGAUUCUGUUGACUUGCGAUGCAUUCGGUGUACUUCCCCCGGUAUCGAAAUUGACACCUAGCCAGGUGAUGUACCAUUUCAUUUCCGGCUACACAACCAAGGUUGCCGGCACCGAAGAUGGAAUUGUGGAACCGACCCCAACCUUCUCGGCCUGUUUUGGAGCCCCAUUCUUGGUCCUACAUCCUCAAAAGUAUGCAACCAUGCUAGCCCAAAAGAUGAGCGAGCAUGCGUCCGAUGCCUGGUUGAUCAACACUGGUUGGGUCGGUGGUUCUGCAUCCGAUGCCAAGCGCUGUCCACUCAAGUACACACGUGCCAUUCUUGACGCCAUUCACAGCGGCGAGCUUGCCAAGAGUAAGUUUGAGAACUUUGAGGUGUUUGGACUCUCGAUUCCCACACACGUCCAAGGCGUACCCGACGAACUACUCCACCCCCGUAAAGCUUGGCAAGGAACCCCACAGACAUUUGAAGAGUCGAUCAACAAGGUGGCUGGGAUGUUCAAAGAGAACUUUAAGACAUUCCAGGAUGAGGCCAGUCCAGAAACAUGUGCUGCUGGACCUGUUUAAAGUGAAUAACAUAAAAAAGAAAAAAGAAAAGAAAUUAAAACAUUAAAAUCAAAAUCAAAAUCAAAAUCAAAAUCAAAAAAAAAAAAAAAAUUCUUGCACUUUGUAACAUCUUGGAUCUAAAGAAGUGUCCUUCUUCUUCUUCUUCUUCUUAUUUUAUUGCUUCACAAAUCAUUCUUUAUUUAUUCAUUUGUUUUGCUAUCAAUGUAUAUGUGUAUGUGUAUGUAUAUAUAUAUAUAUAAAAGAAUGAAAAAUAAACUAAAGGAAAAGGGAAUUUCAAUUUGCUU
Molecule: messenger RNA, 2012 nt
Organism: Phycomyces blakesleeanus NRRL 1555(-)
Lineage: Eukaryota; Fungi; Mucoromycota; Mucoromycetes; Mucorales; Phycomycetaceae
Exons: 5
Coding region: 46-1728 (560 amino acids)
Biological process (GO): gluconeogenesis
Cellular component (GO): cytosol
Molecular function (GO): phosphoenolpyruvate carboxykinase (ATP) activity; ATP binding
Source: RefSeq, a predicted model, not a curated record